Gadus chalcogrammus (walleye pollock) is the source of this 2412-nucleotide messenger RNA. RefSeq names its product ribosomal protein S6 kinase alpha-3. The coding region runs from base 203 to 2407 and encodes 734 amino acids. NCBI's taxonomy places the organism in Eukaryota, Metazoa, Chordata, Actinopteri, Gadiformes, Gadidae. The record is from RefSeq and is a predicted model, not a curated record. The transcript has 22 exons. Gene Ontology annotation, biological process: protein phosphorylation; intracellular signal transduction. Gene Ontology annotation, molecular function: magnesium ion binding; ribosomal protein S6 kinase activity; ATP binding.
UGUGCGCGUGUAUUUCUGUGUGAGACAGCGAGAGAGAUUUCGCGCAUUCUCACGUUGGUUUCUCCAGAGGAAGGGGCGGGUUCCGCGUCGUUGGUUAUCCGGACUAGUGUCGUCGCAGCCCGGGGACAGAAGUGAAGCUUGUCCGGACCAGCGGGAGACGCGAGGAAAGUGACCGCGGCGGGGACGACCAGAAGCGGCCGAGAUGCCUCUUGCACAGUUGGCGGAUCCCUGGCAAAAAAUGGCUCUGGGGAAGGUGGUGAGCGAGGAUACCCAUCACGUUUUGGAGGAUUCUGUGGGGGAUGAUGAUUCUGUUCCUGUCUCUACGGAGGAAGUCCCCAUGAAGGAGAUCAACAUCACCCUGCACACGAAGGAGGGGUCGGAGCGCGCCGACCCGCGGCAGUUUGAACUGCGCAAGGUCCUGGGACAGGGCUCCUUCGGCAAGGUGUUUUUGGUGAGAAAGAUCACAGGACCAGAUGCAGGCCAGUUGUAUGCCAUGAAGGUUCUGAAGAAGGCCACGCUUAAAGUGCGGGACAGAGUGAGAACUAAGAUGGAGAGAGACAUCUUGGUGGAGGUCAACCACCCCUUCAUCGUCAAGCUGCACUAUGCAUUCCAGACCGAGGGGAAGCUGUACCUGAUCCUGGACUUCCUGCGAGGAGGAGAUCUGUUCACAAGGCUCUCCAAGGAGGUGAUGUUCACUGAAGAGGACGUCAAGUUCUACCUGGCGGAGUUGGCCCUUGCGCUGGACCAUCUGCACGGUCUGGGAAUCAUUUACAGAGACCUGAAGCCCGAGAACAUCUUGUUAGAUGAAGAAGGACACAUCAAACUCACAGACUUUGGCCUGAGCAAGGAGGCCGUCGACCAUGAGAACAAGGCGUACUCGUUCUGCGGGACGGUGGAGUACAUGGCCCCUGAGGUGGUCAACAGGAGAGGACACACGCACAGCGCUGAUUGGUGGUCCUACGGCGUGCUCAUGUUUGAGAUGCUGACGGGGACUCUCCCCUUCCAGGGGAAGGACAGGAAGGAGACCAUGACCAUGAUCCUAAAGGCUAAGUUGGGGAUGCCACAGUUCUUGAGUUCAGAAGCCCAGAGUCUCCUCAGGAACCUGUUCAAGCGGAACCCGGCUAACAGGCUAGGAGCGGGACCAGAUGGUGUGGAGGAGAUUAAAAGACAUCAUUUCUACAACACCAUUGACUGGAAUAAGCUCUUCCGCAGGGAGAUCCCUCCUCCUUUCAAACCCGCCUCAGGCCGUCCCGAUGACACCUUCUACUUCGACCCAGAGUUCACCGCCAAGACCCCAAGAGAUUCUCCAGGAGUGCCUCCCAGUGCCAACGCCCAUCAGCUCUUCAGAGGCUUCAGUUUUGUUGCGAUAACGGAGGAAGAAACUCAACCAUUACCAAAUGUCAUAGUAAAGCAGCUGCACAGAAGCACGUCUCAGUUCUCGGACGCGUAUGACAUCAAGGAGGACAUCGGCGUGGGGUCGUACUCCAUCUGCAAGCGCUGUUUACACAAAGGCACCGGCAUGGAGUACGCGGUCAAGAUCAUUAGCAAGGCCAAGAGGGACCCCACGGAGGAGGUGGAGAUCCUGCUGAGAUACGGCCAGCACCCUAACAUCAUCACCCUCAAAGACGUGUUUGACGAUGGGCGCUCCGUCUACCUGGUCUCUGAGCUGAUGAAGGGCGGCGAGCUGCUGGACAAGAUCCUGCGGCAGAAGUUCUUCUCUGAGAGAGAGGCGAGCGCCGUGCUGUACACCGUCACCAAGACCCUGGAGUACCUCCACGUCCAGGGGGUGGUCCACAGAGACCUGAAGCCCAGUAACAUCCUGUACGUGGACGAGAGCGGGAACGCCGAGUCCAUACGCGUCUGUGACUUUGGCUUCGCCAAGCAGCUCCGCGCCGAGAACGGCCUUCUGAUGACGCCCUGCUACACCGCCAACUUCGUGGCCCCCGAGGUGUUGAAGAAGCAGGGAUAUGAUGCGGCCUGCGACAUUUGGAGCCUUGGAGUCCUGCUAUACACCAUGCUCACAGGGUUCACUCCCUUUGCGAACGGCCCAGAAGACACCCCCGAGGAGAUCCUGGCUCGGAUCGGCAGUGGGAAAUUCUCCCUGAGUGGAGGAUACUGGAACUCUGUCUCCACUGAGGCCAAGGACCUGGUGUCCAAGAUGCUCCAUGUGGACCCCAGCCAGCGGCUGACAGCAGGACAGGUGCUCCGGCACCCAUGGGUGAUACACCGCGAACAGCUGCCAAAGUACACCCUCAACCGACAGGACGCCCCACACCUUGUCAAGGGCGCCAUGGCCGCCACCUACUCGGCCCUCAACAGGAACGUGUCCACGGUCCUGGAGCCGGUGGGCUGCUCCACCCUGGCCCAACGGAGGGGCCUGAAGAAGCUCACCUCGACCGCUCUGUGACCUCA